Messenger RNA from Aureobasidium vineae, 759 nucleotides. The record is from the annotation of a GenBank genome assembly. NCBI's taxonomy places the organism in Eukaryota, Fungi, Ascomycota, Dothideomycetes, Dothideales, Saccotheciaceae.
AUGCGUUACUCUACCGCUGCUAUUGCCCUUACGCUUGCUGGCUGCUCAGAAGCUGCCGUGCAAGCCUCUCGUCCAGAUGCUACCGCAGCUGAUGCCCAGCCUCCUGUUGUCUAUGUCACCAGCGUUGUCGAGCAGACCACUACUUGGUGUCCCGCCGGAGCCACAAUCACUCACGCAAGCGGUACCACCGUUCUCACUGCUGCGACCAUGAUGACUCUUCCCGUCUCCAAGUCUGCUUCUGUUUCGACUCCGGCUCCUUCUAUCUCGACUCCCGAGGCCGCCCCUGCUUCUUCAACCACCCAGGCUGCUUCCAUCUCGACCGUUCCCACUGCCGGCGCCUACGAGUCUGCUUCCGUCUCGUCUGCCGUGGCUGUCUCGCCUUCCUCCAUGGCCACUGUCAUCUCAGUCUCCUCUAUCUCCGCCUCAAGCCCCGUCUCUCCCGUGGAGACUUCCAGCAUCCCUCCUGUCGCAGUUGCAUCCAGCGCUGUCCCCGUCGCCUCUGUUGGCACCGCCGUCCCCAUCGUCCCUGGGGCAGCCUACGCAUCUUCCGCCCCUUACCCCGUCUCCAUGGCCACUGGUGCCGUCGGCUACGCUCAACCCUCUGGUGUUGCUGGAACCGCUCAAUCUUCUGGCCACGCUAGCUCGACCGGCUCGGCUGCUAAGCCUUCCUCUUCUGCUUACACUGGAGCCGCUUCCCGCAACUUUGCUGGUGUGACUGGUAUCUUUGCUGUUGCCGCUGCCUUCCUUACUCUCGCAUAG